AUGAACACUUCCAUCGUGGUAGCAAUAGACUUUGGCUUGACCUACACCGGAGCGGCCUUCAUCUACCCAUCUGUUCCCUUCCAAUCCGAUGACAUCCGCGUUGUCCGCCGUUGGCCCUCCUACCGGGGAAUUAGAACACAUGAAAAAGCCCCCAGCGCUAUCGCCUACCCCGCAUACAAUCCCCAGAACCGAGAGCGGCGCUGGGGAUUUCAGAUCCGACCGGGAAUGACGGCAUCCGCCUGGACCAAAUUCCAGCUCGAUGACGAGGCCAGCGAAGAACUCCUGCCGCUUCGUACGGGGCCGUGGGCAAGGGCCGGCGGUGCAUUUUGGCUGCCAAACGACAAGUCCCCCAUCCAGGUCACUGCGGACUUUCUGGCCGAGAUUUAUCGGUACGUGAUGAGAGAGUUGCAGACCUAUGUCACCAGGAUGACGCGAGGAAACCGCGCCCCGAUUCCUGUCGAAUUCUGGUUUUCGGUCCCCAAUCUGUGGCCCGAGCAAGCAAAGCAAAGGAUGAGGCAAGCGGCCAUCAUGGCGGGGUUUGGAACCGGGCUUCGUGGUCAAGCUGCAAAUCUGUGCUUCGUGAACGAGGCCCAGGCUGACAUGGCUUAUGUGAUCUCCUGUUCAUCCUCAAUGACCUUCCCCCUCUUGCCCCAGGAAUCAGUCCUUAUUUGUGAUUGUGGUGGCGGGACUACGGAUGUCUCAAGUUUUCUCAUUACGGGAAUCGAGCCGUACUCCUACGAAGAAACAACUGCAGCUUCAAGAGUCUUGUGCGGUGCCACAACCGUGCAGCGCGCCCUGUACGCACUCAUGAUAGAGCGGUUCGGUAAUGCCUUUUUAAACGUGCCACUGUCAUCAAGGGCCCCGGGCAGCAGCUUUAUGGUUUCAUUUGAGGAGCAGAUGGCCGGAUUUACUGGUCAGGAGAGCUCGGAUAUGAAGCUCCCACUGCCCAUGAGUUCUCAUCGAACAAACUCAGUAUGGUACAGGAACGGUUGGGCUCUACUUUCCGUGGAGGAUAUGAAAAGGUUGUACCAACCCACUUUGGAAACGAUUUGCCGCUUGUUGAACCGUCAGAUGGCGGCCGCACCUAGGAAUAUUAAUAGAAUAUUUCUCGUCGGAGGGUUCUCUCUCUGCCCAUACGUUUUGGAGACGAUUUCCGACUGUUUUCUAGCUCCCAAUGGCAAGACCAUCGUUCACCAACCGGAGAACCCGCAAUUGGCUACCGUACGGGGCUCCGUCCUUUGGGGCACGGGGGUUCUCCGACCUGCAACCCUAGUCACCGAGUGCCAUUUUGGCAUUGAGCCAUGCAUGGCAAUCUGUGAUUUCGAAAAUGCGAAUUUUACAUUCUUGGACGCAUUUUCCAGCGGAAGGUCCGUCACGAACGACAUAAACUGGCUCGUUCACAAGGGAUACCGCUACACGGCCAACGAGUGCGGCUAUGAUGACGUAACUCUGGUCUACAAGCACGGCGACUUUCCCACCAAGGCCAUCAACAUAUACUCAUCCACCCUGGAUGCAGCGCCCGCUGGACUCAACCACAGAGGCGUGAGCUUAGCGGUCCCCGUCCUGUGUAAUUUAUCGGAACUCAACCUGGACUUGACCCCUCGUCGAGAGGUCAACGGGUGCUUAUUCCACCUGGUGGAAUGCAAAGUGCGCAUGACGCUGGGAGACAAUGAUGGGCUCUUACAUUUUGACGUAUCGUCCCAGGGCAUGUUGCUGAAUGACCCCAGCAUCGGCCUCCGCUUAGGGUAA
Messenger RNA from Aspergillus steynii IBT 23096, 1749 nucleotides. RefSeq names its product Hsp70 family protein. NCBI's taxonomy places the organism in Eukaryota, Fungi, Ascomycota, Eurotiomycetes, Eurotiales, Aspergillaceae. The record is from RefSeq and is a predicted model, not a curated record. The transcript has 10 exons. Bases 1 to 1749 code for a protein of 582 amino acids.